Messenger RNA from Magallana angulata, 1369 nucleotides. RefSeq names its product coagulation factor V-like. The transcript has 5 exons. The coding region runs from base 102 to 1313 and encodes 403 amino acids. NCBI's taxonomy places the organism in Eukaryota, Metazoa, Mollusca, Bivalvia, Ostreida, Ostreidae. The record is from RefSeq and is a predicted model, not a curated record.
GGAAGCCACCUGCAAAUCUUGGGAGAUAAUAACAGUGGACAAAAAGCUAGUGGUCAGACCAUUUUUGCACUGUACAGUCUUCAAGAAACCUUUAUACGAACAUGAGGAGGCCCGCAUUUCUUACACUCUAUUCGAUUUUCGCUCUCGGAUAUUGCCAGUUCGACUUUUCGAACCCCUACUCGGCAGAGCAAUGUGCGUCGAAACUCGCUUGUUCGAUGAAUUACAGCAAAGUGUUUGACGCCAAGAUAAGCGAACUGACAUAUCACCAUAAUCUCGAUUUGUAUAAACUUCGCAGCUUCUUCGUCGAAAGAAUCACGCCCCUUGAACGCGAAACAGAAAUACUGAAGACGAAUACGUCCAUCAUGUUGCAAGGAUUUGGGCGGGAAAUUUCAAACGUUUACACGACCCUGAGUCACGACAGAGAAUUCAUCAACAAUCUGACGCGUGAAAUGUAUGAUCUCGGUAAGUCUCUUCACAGCGAGAUUGCAAUCCGGAUGGACGACGUUCAUCGUCUGGUGGAUGAGCUCCGAGGAGUUCAAAAUAACUUGGCUCUUUUGCAAUUCCAAGUUAACGAACUUAAAGGAGUCAACGUUACAGGGACGACUCCUCAAAUAACUAAACCUGGACAGAGUUGCACAACUGACAAUGCCACUCUGGAAGAGUUGAGCGAGUUAAAAAAGAACAACACAUUCUUGGAGAGGGUGUACAGUUUUGCCGCCAAUUCCGUGAGGCGGCUGACGUCAGAAGUGGCUGAGCGGGACAAACAGAUUCUGGCUUUACAACAAAAGAUCCGGGCUCUUCAUAAUCAGCCCGGGGUACCCCUGGCCGCAAGCAGCACCUGUGAUCUACCUCUCGGACUCGGAAACUCCAGCGUGAUUCCCGAUUCGGAUAUUUCUGCUAGCGAGACGCACGUGAAUUACGUUCCCGUCGGCGCGCGCAUCAACAGCCAAGCUGGAUGGUACACUAAUGACAAAUCUAGGUCACAGGACUGGAUUCAGGUAGACCUAGGUGAGAAGAAACACGUCACUAAGGUGGCGACUCAGGGGGCACCGUGUUGUGACGUAUGGGUGACUAACUAUACCAUACAGUUUUCUCAGGACGGUGUACAGUGGACGGACUAUCAAGAGCAAUGUCAGAAAAAGUAUUUCAGCGGCAACACUGACCAGAACACUAUUAAACUGCAAACCCUUGAACCACCCAUCGUUGCUCGAUUCGUUAGAAUAAACGUGGUCGACUUCAACCGGAAGUCCAGUAACGCUAACAACUACGUGGGCAUGCGCUUUGAACUUUACGGAUGUUCUGUCAGGUUUUAACGUUUUUGUCAAUAAAAUUGUUCAAACAAAUACAAUAUCAAUUUUUUAGUAUUUAA